Rotaria sp. Silwood2 is the source of this 1305-nucleotide messenger RNA. The record is from the annotation of a GenBank genome assembly. Lineage: Eukaryota; Metazoa; Rotifera; Eurotatoria; Philodinida; Philodinidae.
AUGGCACGAUUGUCAGCAAUGAUGGAUCAGUCUGCAAUGCCUACGAUUUUCUUUCAUCAAAAAACAUUUGGACAAAAUAUUCAAUUAGAUAAUAAUGCAUUAAAAGCAAUUCGACAUACAUCAUUUGACAACGGUAUUACAUUUACAAAUAAACAAAUUAAAAUGAAUGAACAUGUACAUAUGAAAAUUGUUGAUAUUGAUGAAAGUGGUCAAUGGUUAGGAUCAUUAGCAAUUGGUUUUAUUCAAAUUGAUCCAGGUUCAAUUCAAAGACAUGAAUUAUAUAAAUCUGCAAUACCAAGUAUUUGUCAAAAGACUGGAGUAUCUUAUGUUAAACGUAUUUUUGAAAGAUUAACAAGACAAACUGUGAUCACAUUUUAUUAUAAUCAAGAAGGAGCUUUUUAUAUAUUGGAUGGAAAAGAACAAGAAAUUUGCAAGAAUAUUGAUGUACAAAGCCCAAUGUGGGGUGCCGUUUUGAUCACUCCGCCGAAAACAAUUGCUGAUAGCAGAACAUUUUUUAUCAAAUAUGAUCAAAAACCAGAUAAACUACCAAUUCAAUAUUUUACUCAUUUAAAACCUACAAAUCUACAAUCUGUUGUUUUUCAUGAUGUUCAUGGGCCUGAACUUGAUUUAUAUUGUCAAAAUAAAGUUGUUUUUCGAAAAAAUGUUCGAAGACUAUCACGACCAUAUCUAUUUAUUAAUUUUCCAAUGAGACCUGAUGAUGAACUUUAUAUACGUAUUUUAUCCGUUGAUUUGAACUAUCGAACACCAGGAGUUAUUGGCUUUACAACUGCUGAACCAUCAAAUGUUGUUAAAAAUAUUGAUAAACUACCAGCUGAUGAUCCAAUGGGUUUAUAUGAUCGUCCUGAAUUUUGGAUUAUAAACGAAGAUGGAUUUGAUGAAAGCUUAAGUGAACUUGAUGAAUAUCGUUUUGUAUAUGAUCGAAAUGGUGAAAUUCGUAUGUGGCGUAAUAAUGAAUCAAUCGUACCAACAAGAACCGUAGCAUUUGCUGAUCCAAGUCAAGCAUUUUAUCCGUUCUUUUUUCUCAAUGGUCGUAUAAUGGCUUUGUCUUUAAUUGGCCUUGUUUCAUCUACUAAAAUAGUACCGGUUCAGCCCACACCGAAAAAGAAAGAUGAUGAUGCUGGUUUAUGUCAGUUAUGUUUAGAUACUCCAGCAAACUGUGCUAUGAUUCCGUGUGGUCAUAUUUUCUUUUGUUCUGACUGUAAAAGUCAAUUUGAAGGAAAAUCAAAACUUUGUCCAAUUUGUCGAGCAGAAAUUAAAAACAUAUUUGAAAUUGAAAGUGAUUAA